This is a messenger RNA of Ochotona curzoniae (black-lipped pika), 909 nucleotides long. It is a transcript of the gene REEP5, whose product is annotated as receptor accessory protein 5. The coding region runs from base 57 to 626 and encodes 189 amino acids. The record is from RefSeq and is a predicted model, not a curated record. Lineage: Eukaryota; Metazoa; Chordata; Mammalia; Lagomorpha; Ochotonidae. The transcript is spliced from 5 exons.
GCCGCCUCCGUCCGCCCCGCGCGCCGCUGCCCCGGCCCGCGUGCCACGGCCUCGCCAUGUCCGCCGCCAUGAGGGAGCGGCUCGACCGCUUCCUGCACGAGAAGAACUGCGUGACCGACCUGCUGGCUAAGCUGGAGGCCAAGAGCGGUGUCAACCGCCGCUUCAUCGCGCUCGGUGUCAUCGGGCUGCUGGCCUUGUACCUGGUGUUCGGCUACGGAGCCUCCCUCCUCUGCAACCUGAUCGGGUUCGGAUACCCGGCCUACAUGUCGAUGAAGGCCAUUGAGAGUCCCAACAAGGAGGACGACACGCAGUGGCUGACCUACUGGGUGGUGUACGGCGUGUUCAGCAUUGCCGAGUUCUUCUCCGACCUCUUCCUGUCCUGGUUCCCCUUCUACUACAUGCUCAAGUGCGGCUUCCUGCUGUGGUGCAUGGCCCCCAGCCCCUCCAACGGCGCGGAGCUGCUCUACCGGCGAAUCAUCCGCCCCUUCUUCCUAAAGCACGAGUCCCAAGUGGACGGUGUCGUGAAGGACCUGAAGGACAGAGCCAAGGAGACCGCGGAUGCCUUCGCCAAAGAAGCCAAGAAGGCAACGGUGAACUUGCUGGGCGAUGAGAAGAAGGGCACCUAGGCCUCCCCGGCCGAGCCCCGCGCUCCUCGCACUGCGUCCAGUGGGGACUGGGCUGUCACCCUCUGUAUGCGUGUCUUGGGAUGUGUCCUCUAUGUAAACACACGCUGGAAUGUAUUGUGUUGCUGACUUUUACUGUCUAUAUAAUACGGAAUGUGUUAACUUAAAUUUAAUGCAGUAGACAGCGCCCAAAGUUUUGAAAAUGUAGUUUGCCUGUGGGUAUCAAAAGAUGUUAUUAUCCCUGCAGGAAGUAUAAAGUUAAAAUAAACGACAUGUCCCACAGCCA